CCAGAAAGCGGGCUGGGGGCCGCAACUAGGCCUCCCUUCCGGCCGCUCGCCCAGUCGCCAUGGCAACGGGCGCAGGGCGGGUUGGGAGCCGUUAAGGCUCCGGAGCCACCUAAGGGUCCAGGGGCUGCGUGGCGGCAGGUUUUGCAGCCACUGCACAUGGGCUGGGGCCGGAACCAGACAGGGGCAAAAGCCGGGGUUUCGGGGUGCAGUCAGCACUGAGAGACCUGAGAAAAUAGAAUAGAAAAACGGUGCAGAGGAGUUUUGGCCGUCAGAAGCUCCCGUAGCACCUCAGAGCCGGGCUCGCUUUCUCAGACCCUGCCCAGCUCCCCGCCCACCCGGAAACAGCUUCGCCCCACCCCGCAUGGAGCUUCUCCCAGCGGCCCAAGACACCUCUAGCUGUCCGAGUCACGCUCUCCCGAUGGCCCGCUACGAAGAGGUGAGCGUGUACGGCUACGAGGAGUUCAUGCAGGCGGUGGAGCAGCACAGUGGCAAGACCAUUUUCGCCUAUUUUUCUGGUUCUAAGGACGCCGAAGGCAAAAGCUGGUGCCCCGACUGCGUGCAGGCUGAACCGGUCGUACGAGAGGGGCUGAAGCAUGUUGGUGAAGGAUGUGUGUUCAUCUACUGCCAAGUAGGAGAAAAACCUUAUUGGAAAGAGCCAAAUAAUGACUUCAGGAAAAAGUUGAAAUUAACUGGAGUGCCUACACUACUUAAAUAUGGAACACCUCAAAAACUGGUAGAAUCUGAGUGUCUUCAGGCCAACCUCGUGGGGAUGUUGUUCUCUGAAGAUUAAGAUUUGACGAUGGCAAUUGUGUCUUUAUUUCCUGAUUUGCUCUAGUAUAAAAGAAUCUGCAUACUUGCUUUGAAUUCAUGUUAGCAAUAAAUAAAUGAUGAUGUAAAAAAAUUGGUACAUGUCUAAACCAUAGAGAGUGCUAUUAAAAUGCUCAUGAACCCUCAGUUUGCUUUAAUAUAUGGGUAUAUUUAAGCUACCAUAGGUAAAAUAAUUCUUCAGGAGUGGCAGUAAUAGCACAAAGGAAGCUAUUACUGGAGAUGACAGAAAUACCUAAAAGCCCCUAAUAGUGCAGUAGACAGCUUCCAAAUCUCUAAAGGAGUUAGGAUCUUUUACCUUAAAUUCCACGAAUUUACAAAGAGCUGUUAUUCCUGAAACUCCUUCUUUGGCUUUAGAAUGUAGAACUUAACCUAACCACUGAAGGGAAGCACAGCACAUCUAAUCCAGCCUCUGCUUAAUGCUGGCAGGUUCGUCACAGCUGUCUGAAUAUGCUUCACUACUUGGGAUGAGGCGGGUGGCAGAGAGGUCAGAGACCGUAUAACCUAGUGAUGGGAAGGACUCCAGCCUGUGAGUCAGUCUCAUUGAUUAUCACUUCCUAGCUGUGUAACCAUUAACCUGUCUAAACCUCAGUCUCCUCCUUUAUGAACAUGGAUCGUUCUGAGGAUAAAAUGAGAAUGCAACUAAGCACUUAACAUUGUGCCUGGUUUGCGGUAUCUGCCAAAUAAAGGUCAGCUUUCCCAAAUGAGCACAAAUAUUUGAGGCUCCUCACCUUUGUUCUAGUCUUAAGGCCAAGAGUCCAAUUAGUAGUUAACCACCAAUCUUCUCCCUGCCAUUACUAGGUCAGUGACAUACCAAUGAUUCUUCCUUAAAGCUCUCUUGCAAAGCAACUGGCGAUACAGGUAUGUCUCCUGCCCUGCAGAAUUUAAGAACCUUUAUGCGGUUCCUGCUGCCUGACGUAAAGAGGUCACUUACUCCACACCUCUCACUCUGUAGAUGAAGGGCAGGAUAGCCGAUCUGAGGGACAGCAAGGUUCCAGGAGACAGACUUGUCCCAGGCCCCACUGUACAUGAAAACAGAGCUCGGCUUAGAGUUUGGGAUGUUCAGUGGCCCUCCCCUUACCUCGCCCCCUGCUGCCUUAAAUUGGUCUGAAACACCUAACAUUUCUAUUCUUACUCAGCUGACUGUUAAAUACUAAUAAAAGCUUACAAAGCCACAGGGAAAUCAAAGUAAAACAAUUCUGGUUUAACAGAAAUAAUCUAUUAACAAGAAAAAGUUAGUUCAAUUAAAUAGCACACUAACGGUUCUAGGUGCUACCACAGUAAAGGUACAUAGGAAGAGUUGUUUUGUCUUC
This is a messenger RNA of Globicephala melas (long-finned pilot whale), 2138 nucleotides long. RefSeq names its product thioredoxin domain containing 17 (gene TXNDC17). Gene Ontology annotation, cellular component: cytosol. Gene Ontology annotation, molecular function: protein-disulfide reductase [NAD(P)H] activity. The record is from RefSeq and is a predicted model, not a curated record. NCBI's taxonomy places the organism in Eukaryota, Metazoa, Chordata, Mammalia, Artiodactyla, Delphinidae.